AAACUCAAGACAGACAGACAGACAGAUGAAUGCAAAAAGAUUAACACGCCAUGACCAACCACAUUAGUAUUAGUAUUAGUAUUAGUAUUAGUAUUCGCAUUCGUAUUCGUAUUCUUCCCGAUAGCCAGCCGUAAGUAAGUAAUCAGUAAAGUCCCUCCCUGUCCCUGGCCUUGAGCAGGCAGAGGAAAUAAAAGCCUAAUACAGUACCCUAUAUAGGUGACCUGACCUGACCUAUCCACACAUUGUUAUCCUCUCCUCUCCUCUCCCAUCUCCUUCCUCCCUCUCAAGGAAAGCAUCAUCGGCAGCGCUCCCCCAAGCAAAGCAAAGAUGGGACUGGGGCACGAGGAGGAAGAUGAUGUAAGAAGAGAUCCAACUCUCCCACCACUAACAACUACAACUAGUCUUCCGCCACUACCACUACACAUACCAAUACCAUCAACAGCCACGAUACACUCCCCAGACCAUCCAUCCACACCACCCCUGCAAGCCCCCGUCUCAGUCCCAUUCAGGUGGGAGGAACUACCUGGAAAGCCCAGAUCCUCCUCCUCCUCCUGCUGCUGCAACACCAACACCCCACCUCAACCACCACCACCCUUCAAGUUGGAGCUUCCACCCGCCAACAAAUUUAAAUUUACCAGGACACCCUCCCCCGCCACGGUUCUUGAUGGGCCAGCUCAUGUGGGCAGACCUAAGUUCUCUUCCUUCAGAUGGUUUAGGGAGCGGGAUUUCUAUGGAAGCCCUCACGGGAGUAGCAGCGGCAGCAGCAGCAACAGCAUUAUUGGUGUGGAGGAACUGCUUGGGAGCAGCAAGCAGAAGAAGAGACGAGGAGGCUUCUUUGGUAGAAUCAAGAAUGGUAAGAGGGUAGUAGAUGGAGGGAGCAGCUGCAGAUUUUCGCCUUCCUCAAUAUCAUCACCAUCAUCAGCAUCAUCAUCAACAACAACAACAACUGCAACUUUUGACAGUGAUUGUAGUGGUAGCAGCAACAAGGCUAAUAAUGCAAAGAGCAGUGGACUGGCACUGGCAGCAGAUACUAGCAUGACAACAAACGGGAGCUUUUCCAGUGUUCCAGCUUCUAAGCCUUCUCACUUCUUGGCAUCUAUCUACCAGGGUUUGAAACAAGUUAUACAGCGGAAGAGUGGCCGAAAGUCCAGCAAAGAAGGGCAAGAUUAUUGAAGCAUAAUAAAAAAUAUACUUUGCCGCUUAUAUAUAUAUAUAUAUAUAUAUAUAUUGUGAAUCUGGUGUGCGCCUUUAUCCGUUAACUCUGAGGUGGUUUGUGAUAAUGACUAUAUAUAUAUAUAUCAAUCAUAUUUCGUGUU
Messenger RNA from Andrographis paniculata, 1316 nucleotides. RefSeq lists its product as uncharacterized. The record is from RefSeq and is a predicted model, not a curated record. Bases 328 to 1173 code for a protein of 281 amino acids. The transcript is spliced from 2 exons. NCBI's taxonomy places the organism in Eukaryota, Viridiplantae, Streptophyta, Magnoliopsida, Lamiales, Acanthaceae.